Molecule: messenger RNA, 1041 nt
Organism: Spodoptera littoralis (African cotton leafworm)
Lineage: Eukaryota; Metazoa; Arthropoda; Insecta; Lepidoptera; Noctuidae
Source: the annotation of a GenBank genome assembly
AUGCACUGCCUUCUACCUUUAGUCACGAUGCGAAAGUCUCUCCUGUGCUUGCUAAUUGCUGCGGUUUACACUGCUUCGGCGGUGCCCGCCUCAGAAUUGAAUGAGCUGGUUAGUCCUGAGGAUCGCACAUAUCCUCGAUACAUCGAGUUUCCCGAUGGCGAGGGAAACAUGCACACCGUGGACCUCGAGGCUGAACCUGACAUGGAACUCCUCGCAGAAAUCGAGAGGAAUCCUGACAAUAACCAGUACCUGUUGUAUACAAGACGCAACCGAAUUAUAUCUCAGACUUUGGUGAUCAACAAUGCCCUCUCCAUCACUAGGUCUAACUUUAAUGCUAAUAAUCCCACCGUAGUUGUCGUUCACGGUUGGCUCAGCAACCAAUACACUAGCAUCAACCCGACCAUCAGGGACGCGUACUUGGGUAAGAGUGACACCAAUGUCAUCGUGAUGGACUGGAGAAGAUUGGCGUUAGCUGACUACGCCACAGCAGUCAGAGGGGUACCAGCCGUCGGCCGUGGUCUUGGACAGUUCCUGACUUUCCUUAACCGAGUGACUGGACAGCCUUUCAGUCAAAUGCACCUUGUUGGAUUCAGUUUGGGCGCCCAUAUUGUCGGUAACGCUGGAAGAGAGCUCGGAGGAAGAGCUGCUCGUGUUACAGCUUUGGACCCAGCUGGUCCUCUAUGGAACUACAACUCGAACCGUGUCAACCCUAAUGAUGGUAUCUACGUCGAGGCUAUCCACACAGACGGUGGUGUAGGAGGUCUUGGUAUUGGCUCCAACGUUGCCAACGCUGACUUCUACCCCAACGGUGGCAACUCCCAACCUGCUUGUUACACCAGCCUUUGCAACCACAACCGUGCCUGGGAACUGUUUGCUGCUACUGUCACUUACAACCACUUGGUUGGACGUCUGUGCACCACUCAGACUCAGUUGACAUGGAACAAUUGCCGUGGUGCUGAACUUCGUAUGGGCAACGAUAUCUUAACAAAAUCUGGAUCCGGAAUGUACCGUUUGGACACCGGUAGGAGGUACCCUUAUUAA